This is a messenger RNA of Austrofundulus limnaeus, 3300 nucleotides long. RefSeq lists its product as uncharacterized. The record is from RefSeq and is a predicted model, not a curated record. Bases 129 to 3023 code for a protein of 964 amino acids. NCBI's taxonomy places the organism in Eukaryota, Metazoa, Chordata, Actinopteri, Cyprinodontiformes, Rivulidae. The transcript has 30 exons.
GGCAAGGAAUGCAAGUGGGUCGGAGGGUGACUUUUAGCUGUGGUAGAUGAGUUUGUUAGAUAGUUUAUGUGAAAGUCUUUUCUGGUUAUAAAAGUUUGGUUCACAGCGCGCGAGCGUUGUCGACAAUCAUGGCGUGCAGCCUGUACUGUCAGGUCUGCUCUUUCAGAUUUUACCAAAUGUUUAAUUUCAAGAAACAUUUGCGUUCAGUGGAACAUAAACAGAAAAUGAAGGAAAUUUUCCCACAAGCUGCCUUUACCAAUUUUGCAGUUAUGCCUAAUGUGGUUUUUAUGGACGCAACAAUGGCUCAUAAAUUUGAUCAACCAGUUGUGGGUUUAUCUCUGAUCACAUUGUGCUUGAAUCAGAAAUCCAUGUACCUCUGCCAUGUCUGUCAACAAAACUUACCGCAAGACAACAUUUUGGGCCACAUCUAUUCUUCAGAGCAUUGCGUUAACUACUUUAGCUACACAAACCCUAAUGACUUGAGUUUCUCCUGGACCCCCAACAUGGACAUGAAAAAGAUUCUGCGGCUUAGGUUGGAACAGGAAGGGGCUAAAAGUCAGCUCCAAACCUUGCAGAUUUUGACUUUACCCGAACAGCUGCUGGAAAGGCUUGGAUCAAAAACCUACUCAGAAGUGAUGCAAACUUUAAAUGAAAAUACGACUCUUGCUCAGCUGUUUGAAAAUAUUCUGCAAAAGAGAAUCAAAAUCCAAGACUACCAGAGUGACGACAACAGGAAGCACCCACUCCUUGGACUGCAGCACAUCAUUGAAUGCGUUUGUGUCGGGCGGGGUGAGAACAGACACUACCUCUGCACGCUGUGCUGCAUCCCAGUAGCCACACACGAUAUCGUCAAUCACAUAAUCAGCUUUGACCACAUCCAUCGAUAUUUUAAAGCGUGGCAUCCCAACACGUUGUUGUCUAAAGAGUCCUACCAGGAUUACAGCUCGUUUGUCCGGAUGAUAUUUGAUUUAGCAAAGCAAAUCGAGUCAAUUCAUGUUUCAGUGAAGCAAGUGUGCCUGCAGCCCAACGAAUUCCAGUCAGUGAAUUUCAAAUGUUACUCAGCAGCUCUGAAAAAACUAGAAUCCAUGACGAAGAGCAGCCUGACAACAUGUGUUACACCAGGAGACAAGCUGGUGUACAAUACUGGCGCAGCACAUGAUAUGCCAACAUUUAAAAGCUCCAAAUGCAAACUUCGCUGCCAGGAUUGCAGUGUUGUUUUCGAAGAUAUUAAACCUUACCUGCAGCAUCUGUCAAAAGAUCACCACGGAAGGAUGCUGAUAAAAUAUUUUGGUCAAGCAGGUGUGUCUGAGAAUCGGUCAAGAGUGAGAUUGCGCUUGGUGUUGUACACCUACGCCUGCAAGAGUCUGAGAGCAAAUCAACCACUUGUUGGAACAGACCUGGUUGUUUCAUGCGUCUCUUCAGGCAUUGACGUGAAACCGAUUUUAUUGUGUUUUUGUUGUCUGGAGAGUUUUUCUGAGCCCUUCAUCAGGGAGCAUUUCGAGUCUCGAAAACAUCUCGUAAACACGCUGAUGUACCAGAAUCCGUGGCGUCUGCCGUUCGCCUGGAAAAAUGACCUCAAUGACAACGCACUGAAGUUGAUGGCGUGGCAGGAGGAGGAAGAGGAGGGAAGGCUAAAUAAAAUGUGUCUGAAGGUUCUGGAUAUUCCGUACUCAACAUUUUUCAACCUCAACCCUUCUGAUUACAAGCAAGUCAUGAAAAGCCUUCAACAUUACCACACUCUCUUAAAGCGGGAUGUUCCGCCCUGCAAAACCUUCAGCAAACUUCAACAAAAUGCAAAGUUUCCUCUGCUUGGCAAACAAUACAUGGUGUCACACGAUCUGAGUAUCAGCAAAAACAAUCUUGUGACAGGAUUUCUGUGYUUGCUCUGUGAGAGGAGGCUGUCGCAGGAAGAAUCUCAGGCACACRUCUUCAGUUGGGAGCACGUUGCCACUUAUCUGGAACGUUUUCACCCGGGCUCASUAAAUCCCAGCAUUGACGACCCAGAGACGCUACUGGACCUGGCAAAACAGGCGACUCAAACUGUUGGUUUCAGAGCGUCUAAUUACCAGGAAAUUAAACUAGCCCAUCCCAUCUGGGAGCCCUGCACCUUUAAAAAAGCAACAUGUAUCUUGAUGGGCGCAAAGCAGAGAGAAGGAAGAGGAGCACUUAUGACACCAAUAAAGCCCUUGAGGAAGCUGGUUCCCAGGAAUAUUUGCAAAAAAGAUSAACAGAGUCAAGAGAGUGACGGUUGGAAGAACGACCUAGACUCUGGCAGGCAUGAAAAUGAGCACAGAUGUGAGGAGGAGCCACAAACGGUGAAAGCAAACAUCCAGGUUAAAGAAGAAAAGCGAAGCGAUGAGGAGACGGCAGUGAAGGAAAACGUCCAGAUAAAAGAAGAAAAGCGAAGCGAUGAGGAGACGGCAGUGAAGGGAAACAUCCAGAUAAAAGAAGAAAAGCGAAGUGAGGUGGAGACCCAAACGGAACUGUUUGUCAAAAAAGAGAUGCCUGGAAGUAUUAGUGAAGAAGAGACCGUCCAGCCUUUAAGGGUGAAAACAGAAAAGGAUUGGACUGAAGUAAAAAUUGACGAAGCUACUGAAGGCUGCAAGAAGAUGGAGAAAAAUGAGAUCAAAAAGAGCCCAAGUAUUAAAUGUGUAACCACACAAAAGAGUGAUGUUCACCAGAAAAACAAGAGUGAACAACUUCCAUCUAAACGAUCCAAAAAACGAGCAUGUUCAAGUGAAGAUGUGGGGGAAAAAACGAGCCCUAAAAGACCUCGRUCUGCCUCCAAAGACGACUCCUCCCUUGAGCAACCUGUAAAAGUUCCAAGAAUUGACAUGAGACAAAWAAAUCACUUGCCGGAAGAUUUUAGCAGAAUAUCUACACAGUUCUUUACAUGUUGUUGCGUUAAUCGAGAGCCAGUCCAUCUGUGUGGGAGCUGCUGUCAGAAGAUCCCAAAGAACGACGUCUUCAGUCACCUGACYGAGUCUCAACACCAGAAGAUGGAUCARCUGGUGAGGAAAUGAURCAAAACCAUCGAAUUAAUAAAACAUUGACUUGACUCUCAUAAUGAUAAUCGACCUAUUUGGAAUUAUUUUAUGGAUUUUAUUAAAUGUUGUCUUAAUUCCAGGAGGUUCAUCUGGAUGAAAUAACCUACAAUAAAAUCUGUAACCAAAACUUUCUAUCAGUGAUCCAGAUCCUGCUGGACAGAGACCGUGUUCUGUCCUCCACCUCCCCUCAGUCUGGUUAUGAACGUGACGACAUUUCAGAGACGCCUCCGGACCGAUGCUGGGAUGACCGAAC